Raphanus sativus (radish) is the source of this 2421-nucleotide messenger RNA. RefSeq lists its product as uncharacterized. The record is from RefSeq and is a predicted model, not a curated record. The coding region runs from base 297 to 1556 and encodes 419 amino acids. NCBI's taxonomy places the organism in Eukaryota, Viridiplantae, Streptophyta, Magnoliopsida, Brassicales, Brassicaceae. The transcript is spliced from 3 exons.
AGCUCUUAAUUAAAUUAAAAAUAAAAAUCGGUAUAAUUCCACCGCUGCGACGAGAGAGAAGAGGAGGAAGGAAGCACAGAGAUCUCUCUCUCUCUCUCUCUCUCUCUCUCUCUCUCUCGUUCCCCCCGGCAAAAUCUGCAAAAAAAAGAAAAAAAAAUCCAUCGGAUCGACUGUCGAGUCCACGGCUCUUCUUCGUUCGUUUUUUUUUGUUCUUCCUCCCCCUCCUCCUCAUCGGAGCUGAUGUUUUUUUUUUGAAUUCUGAUCAGAUCUAAGUCCUAAGAGAGAUUAUUAUUAUUAUGUACAUGGAUCGAGAGAGAAGGCUUUCCAAUCGCAAUGGGACUCCUCCUCCUCCCGAAUACAGCAACGGCAAGUUCCGCGAUGAUAAUUGUUACGGUGGAUUCUUAGAUCGAUCGGAAAAUUCCCGAGAGAAGAGUCCUUCUAGAUCUAAGAUCCUUCGCAUCCCCUCGCCGAACUCGUCUCCUCCUCCUUCCAGCUCUUCCCCGACUUUCCCUGGCUCGAACUCCCCUGACCGGGGUUAUAUCGAGCACCGCGUCUCCAAGUUCGAUACUCUCGCCGGCAUUGCCAUCAAAUACGGCGUCGAGGUUGCAGAUGUUAAAAAGAUGAAUGGACUCGUUACUGAUCUUCAAAUGUUUGCUCUCAAGUCUCUUCAGAUUCCAUUACCUGGGAGACAUCCUCCUUCUCCUUGUUUAUCUAAUGGCUCCUUACACCAUGGAGAGGGAUGUUCAUGCCACGAACUGGAACCGCCAAACGAUAACAACGACGUGUUUGACUCAUUCCAGUCUUUGAGACUGAAAUCUUCGGAGAAGAAAGUUUCCCCAGCCAUGUACUCGCUGCAAGGCUAUUACGGGCUAAAACCAGCAAACAGAACAGUUUCCGAAGGAGGGUUCUUGGAGAUGGGAACUUACAAGACAGAAACUUCUCAUCAUCAUCUCUCUAGCAACGGUGGUAGUAAUCAGUACCUCAGACCUUUCCCUUCCACUAGCACUCCCUUAAACCACCACAGGAAGUCGAGAAGCUUAGCCAAUGCACUUUUCGAUGAGGUUAACCAAUCACCGGACAGCAACAACACCGGUCAAGAAACGAGUUCCGAUAAGUUUAUGAGAAGACGUCAAAAAUCCGAAGCCGAUUUUUCAUCCCGGACUCCGGAACUUCUGUUGAAAGAGGAGAACAGUAGCAGCAAUGGAGGGUUUUUAUCGAUAGCUGGAAAAGGCCUAGCUUUGAGAUCGAAAGCUUCGAGCAGAACUAAUCUAUCAGCAGAAUCUGAGACUAGUAGUUUCAACCCGGUACCAAUCAACUUGAUGGAUGCUCCAGUUUCAGACAGCUUUGGCAGUGUUAGAAAAUCGUCGAGUGCAUCGAGUCUGCAAGAUCCCGAAGGUAACAGCAGCAGCAACGGUUCAUCAUCACUGUCUCUAUGGCCGACUUCUAAAUGGAGCUUGAAACCUGAUUUGCUUACGCCUGCGGCUAUUACAAGCUCAAUCUUUGAUGGGUUACCAAAGCCUUUAACAGGUCGGAAAAGCAAGACUGCUAUGGACUAAAAAAGCAGAAAGGUCAGUUUUUAUUCUCGUUAUUUAACUGUACCCAUUCUUUUUUUCAAACUAUACAAAUCAAAAAGCAGAAGAAGCUAUUAUAGCCUUUAUGCAAAGUAAAUAGAUUAGAGAAAAUUUUCUGAGGAAGAAAGAAAAACACUUCCAAAUUGAGAAAAAUUAUGAAGGAGGAAAAGAAAGCUUGUGAUAGUGAUGUAAUGAUUGUGCUUUUUUCCUUCUUUUUUUUGUAAGUUAUUGAAUACUUUUCUACCAUGUGGUUUUAUCAGCAAAAUCUGUAGCGCAGUCAAUUUUUUUUCUUUUCAUUACAAUGAACCUUCCUUGACAAACACUAAUAUAUAUUCCAUGCAUUUAUUAACAAUUUGUUAAAAUUGUUGGUUUGUGAGAUUUGUAUUACACUGUCACUAUUUUAUAUAUAUACAUUUUCUUUUAUGAUAAUAGUGCUUUCCAGUAAGUCAGGUAUGAGCUGUGGUUUCGUUGACUAAUAUUACAAACGUAUCGUGUGAACACAGCUCCACCGCUCUAAAAGUCCCGGAAUUAAUCAAACAACCGCGUUAGGUAAAAUAAUGUUAAUAUAUACUUUCAUCAACAAUCAAAAAAAUAUACAGCAUAAAUCCACCGUUUUAAAAACAAGCAUAAAUUUUUGCAAGUGGAUUAAAUUAAUUGGAAUAUUUAACCUCGUACUUUCUCGUAAACGCAUGAUAGAAAAAAUCGCCACCCACCGACAAUCACCGUCGUCAACACUGCCGCACCUUCAUGAUCUCCCAUACCAACUCCACUUCUGCCGCCAUCAUUUCCACGACCAAGAAAAGCGGCCUGAAGUCUGCCGCAUUUGUGGCGACAGAAGUGGUUCUCGGCU